Molecule: messenger RNA, 6295 nt
Organism: Ananas comosus (pineapple)
Lineage: Eukaryota; Viridiplantae; Streptophyta; Magnoliopsida; Poales; Bromeliaceae
Product: transcriptional activator DEMETER-like
Exons: 19
Coding region: 279-6107 (1942 amino acids)
Biological process (GO): base-excision repair
Molecular function (GO): DNA demethylase activity; 4 iron, 4 sulfur cluster binding; DNA N-glycosylase activity
Source: RefSeq, a predicted model, not a curated record
UUCGGUCACAGCGUAGACGAAGACCCCUCCCCCUCUCUCUCUCUCUUCUCUUCUCUCUCUUCUUUCUCUCUCAUCCUCCGUCGACUUCGCGCCCUUUCUCUCUCCUCCGAUCGCCGCCGCCGCCGAUCGCAGCCGCAGCCGCCGCCGCCACAGUAGCCGCCGCAGCCGCCGCCGCGGGAGGGGGGCGAUGGAGCUGGCCUCGGCCUCGGAUCCCGCCUCGGCUUCGUAGAUCUGGGCGGUUUGGUGAGGGGUUUCGUGGUGGGAGGGGAUCUCGGGGAAUGGUGAGGGGAGGAAACCCUAAUUCGGGGAUCGGGGAGGGGUCCCCCCCUAUGGGGGAGCAUUUCCCCUUCCUGAUCUGUGAAGGUGAAACUCCAUUUUCUUUUCUGCCGCAUUUUAAUUCUGUGCAAGAGAAGGCAGUAAGCAAGGUCAUGAGUGGAAAUCUACCUUUCCUGCCCACCCCUAUGCCUUUCGAGAGGAAUAUUUCGCUGCAAGAUCGGCUACCUCCUGAAGUGAUCGAUUUAGUCGAUGAUGAAGAAGAUGAAAGAGCUGCUCAAGAGGAUGUGGCGGGAAAGUGGCAACCUCUGAUGCAAAACAAUAUCGAUCUUGGUUUAUUGAACAACGUAGUGCUGUCGCAAAUGCAGUCUUCUCAACAGCCUGUCGAAGACCACAUCGACCUGGAUUUAUUGAAUAAUGCAAUGCUUUCUCAAAUGGGUUCUUUGGAACAAACCGUCCAAAAGGAUAUGGAUACGGGUUUAUUGAAUAAUGUGGUGCUAUCUCAAAUGGGGUUUAAUGAACAACCUCAGAGUAGUAUGAAUAAAAAUAUAUACUCCGAGGAUGUAUCGACUCAGCAAGUGGUCAUUAACGACGCAGGCAAGGGUGAAAACCAAGGUAUAGACUUGAACAAGACACCUCAGCAAGCUCCCCGAAGGAAAAAACACAGGCCGAAGGUCAUAAAAGAGGGCAAGCCGAAGACUCCCAAGACAGUAACCCCUAAGCUGCCCAAGAAUAAGGAAGAGAAUCCUUCUGGUAAGCGGAAGUAUGUGCGGAAGAAGAAAGAGCCCUCAAACCCUUCUGUUGAUCCGCCUGCCUCAGGUGAGUUGCGUGAUCCGCGCGGUGUACCUGGUGAUAAGCCCGUUAGACGGCGUCUAAACUUUGAUAACGAAGUUACUCCGGCGAGCAAUGAAAAGAUUACUAGCAGUGAGAAAGUUGGCCAAGACCGAGAAGUAUUCUGUGUGGCCGCUAGCACUGGUUCGAAUGGGGUGGUGGCGGACAAUUUGCCAAAUGGAAGGGAAUUUGAUCUCAACAACUCAAUCAAUCAGAUGCCGAAUGAGUCUGUAACUUCUCAUGGAAGCUAUCAUCCAACUUGCAGCAUGGAAGCGACAAGAAUUAAUCAUAUGCUAAAUGAGUAUAGAUGGGUGCAUAUGGGGAAUCCUGUAACGCCACCUCAAUAUCCUAGAAGAGAAGUACCAAAGGAAAAUUUGAACGAACUGCUGAGGAUACCCCGUGAAACUGGCUUAAACCACCUCGACUCAUACGGCAUGUUGAAUUUGCAAAUGAAAGGAACAAAGCGAGAGCAUAAUCUUGUUGGUGGUACUCAAGUUUCCUCAUCGAGUGUAAAUAUUGGCCAAGCCUACUCCGAUAGAGGCGUGGUAAAUAGCCAUCCCGAUACUAGCGGACAAGAUCCUUAUCUGCCUGAUAGCCACAAGAAGAAGAGAAUGGAGAAUGACCAUAACAGUCAAAAUGGGUUCCUGCCAAAUGCUUAUUCUCCUCCUCCUCCGGUUGCAGGUUCACCUUUUUCUAAUUGGAAAGCAAAUCAGGUAUUGUUGUGUAAUUCUGAUGGGAUUAAUUGUGAUUCUGCACAUCGGUUGAUGACUCUUCAAAUAAAGAGAGGAUUAGACCAUACAGGAAGUGGCAUGCAUAAUAGAUCGAACAUGCCGCCAACUCCUGGCCAUAAUCAUACCCAUACAAGUGUUGCCAGAGAGUAUACUCAUAUCGUUAGAGCUCAAUACGCCACAAACAUACCAAAUUAUGGGCAUAAGCAAACCCCUGCAAAUGUCACCAGAGACUAUAACCAUAUCAGUACACCUGAACACGCCAUGGAGAUGCCACAUCCUGGGCACAAUCAAACCCCAACAAGUGCUGCCAGAGUUUACAGCCAUAUUGCUACUCCUGAAUAUGCUGUGAAUACGCCAAUUUGUGGUCAUAAUCAAACCCCUGUAAGUGCCAACAAAGGCUCUGAUCAUCUUGCUACACCCCAGAAGCGGUUUGACUAUAUUAAUAACAGAUUGCAUAGUCCUAUAACACCAUUCAGAAGGAACAAUGAUUCGCAAAGCGAGGUUUAUCAACAACCUCAGGCAACCCCUGAAACCAUUUCUGGAAAAGCUAGUGAAAGUUCGAAAAGAAAAGGGCGUCCGAAGAGAGGAAAAGUUUCUCCUACCAAUCCCUCAUCAUCAAAAACUGGUCAUGAAGGCUCAGGGAAAUAUGAGAAUAUUAUCUCAAGUAGCUAUGAUCCAAAGGAUCCUUUAGAUGUUAUAAUCCAUAGGUUGCGAUGCCUAGACAUCAACCGGGUCACUGAAAAUGAUUGUGUUGCAGCUCAAGAACAGAUGGCCCUUGUUCCAUACGAAGGAGGACAAGGGACGAUUGUCCCAUACAAUUUUGAAUUGGUGAAGAAAAGGCGAUCUAGAGCAAAGGUUGAUUUGGAUGCGGAGACGAAUCGGGUGUGGAGGCUAUUGAUGUUGAAAGAAGGAAGUGAAGCCGAAGGAGUGGAUAAAGAGAAGUGGUGGGAAGAAGAAAGGCGUAUUUUCCGCGGACGAGUCGAUUCAUUCAUUGCUCGGAUGCAUCUCGUUCAAGGGGAUAGACGUUUUUCUCAGUGGAAAGGAUCAGUUGUGGAUUCCGUUGUUGGUGUCUUUCUUACUCAGAAUGUUUCUGACCAUCUAUCAAGCUCCGCCUUUAUGGCCCUUGCUGCAAAAUACCCAGUAAAAUCACAAAAUGACAUUGAGAAACCCAGAACUGAAAUGACAACAACUACUCAUUUAGAACAGCCAGGUAGUAGGUGCAUAGUAUCCUUCGAUGAUGAUCCACCUAAAUGGCAAGAAAGUAUUGUAAUCAAAGAGGUGGAGGAAAAGAAUUCUCUAGUUAUCAUAGAAGAAAAAGAAGGUGGCAAUUGUAACGAAUCACUAGGGAGCAAUACUGGAGAUAGCACAGUGGAAUAUUCGAAAGGAAAAGGUUGUGCUAAUAUAGGUCAUGAAUCACCUGAUAGUAGCACAAGCGAUAAGUCGGCGGAGGAUGUGGUUUCAUCCCAAAACUCUGUUGUUUCAUCGCAAAACUCAGUUAAUUCGAAUGAGUUGAAUAACUUUGGAGUACAGGAGUUGAUGUUCAGGAGAGUAAGUAACGGCACAGACAGCUCAACUCCGUUCAUGGAUCUUUUGCGGGUGGCAGAAAUGAGAAACCAGAAUGGUGAAAGGAUACCAACAUCGGAAUCUCAUGGUGGAGUUGAUCUUUCCCCUCAAAAUGGAAUUGAGAAUAAUUCAUUAAUUCUGGAUCAAUUGAAUAAUGAUAAUCUCAGCAUUGUGAGCCCAUCUGUAAAUACUUAUUCUUAUUCCUAUCUCCAGAAUAAGCAGCAGCAUGAUUCGAUAAAUGCUUCAUAUUUUCCUCACCUGCAAACAAUAUUUAAUUCGAAAUUAGCUGGAACGAAUGGUGCCGAUGCCAGCACGUUGUUGUUACAAGCUAAGAAUAGAUGUGGAAUAAAUGGUGUCAAUGCCAAGAGUGUACUGUUACCAGGUGAGAAUAGAUUUUAUCCUCCCUCGCCUGCUCCUGGCAUACCCGUCAAGAAUAAAACCCAAAUGCUGGAAACAUUGGGCAAUCAUUCUGUAUACAAGCAAGAUAAUUUUGAUUAUCAGACAAGAGUGUCUUCGGAUUCGCAAGCUGUUCCCAAAUCUGAUUUGGAUUUGCCAAUAAGAAGCAAGCAGCAUAUGCAACCUUUGAAUAGCUCAGAGGCAGAGACUUGCACCGCGAAUCAUUUAUGUUGUAACAAUAGUAAUAAUGAUAAUAACCUGUCGAAGGAUAAAUUUGAUGCUCAAUUAGGUGAGCACAUGGUACAAAAGUUCCAGCGGAGCGAGAACAAAGAACAAUCACAAAUUGGUUACACUCAAAAUGCAGGUAAGUUUCAAGUUCCAAUGAAGAAUUAUGGCAAUCAGCUGAGCUCUUCAAACAUAGAUAAUACGAGUACGCCACAUGGCCUGGAGGGGCUCGAGUCGAAAUCAAAAGAUAAGACUAAUAGUGCUCAGAAGUUUGCACCUGAAAAGGACAAUGAUGGAUUAAAGCCAAAGAAGGCGACAAAAUCAGAAAAAAAGAAGAGCUAUGACUGGGAUAAUUUGCGAAAGGAAACACUUAAAAAUGCUGCCAAAAGGGAGAGGACUCAGAAUACAAUGGACUCGCUUGAUUGGGAAGCAGUGAGGUCUGCAAAUGUCAAAGAGAUUUCUGACGUCAUCAGAGAGCGAGGCAUGAAUAAUCUGCUGGCGGAGAGGAUUAAGGAUUUUCUGGACAGACUAGUCAGAGACCAUGGAAGCGUUGACCUCGAGUGGUUACGAGAUGUUGAUCCAGACAAAGCAAAGGAUUAUCUGCUAAGCGUACGAGGACUGGGACUAAAAAGUGUCGAGUGUGUUCGUCUUUUGACUCUUCACCAUCUAGCUUUUCCAGUCGACACAAAUGUUGGCCGCAUAUGUGUAAGACUUGGAUGGGUCCCGCUUCAACCCCUUCCCGAGUCCCUUCAAUUACAUCUAUUAGAGCUGUAUCCUAUAUUGGAGACAAUUCAGAAGUACCUUUGGCCUCGACUGUGUAAGCUCGAUCAGCGGACAUUGUAUGAACUGCAUUACCAAAUGAUAACAUUUGGAAAGGUUUUCUGUACAAAGAGUAAGCCUAAUUGCAAUGCGUGCCCAAUGAGAGCAGAGUGCAAGCACUUUGCUAGUGCAUUCGCGAGUGCAAGGCUCGCUCUUCCUGGACCCGAAGAAAAAAGUAUUAUAAGCUCAACAGUCCCCAUAACUUCCGAAAAUUUCACUCCCAAUAUUCUCAACUUGACACCCCCCUUUCCUCAACUUGAGGGGAGCACGUUGUCACAAGAACCAACUACAAUUACUGCUGUUAAAAAUAAUGAGCCAAUCAUUGAAGAGCCAGCAACACCAGAAAACAUAUGCCCAGAAAUCGAGGAAAGCGCAAUUGAAGAAGCUUUUCUUGAAGACCCUGAUGAGAUUCCUACCAUCAAGUUGAAUUUUGAGGAGUUCACACAGAAUUUGCAAAAUUACAUGCAAGCAAACAACAUGGAGCUUCAAGAAGCAGAUAUGUCUAAGGCUUUGGUUGCAUUAACUCCAGAGGCGGCUUCCAUACCAAUGCCCAAGCUCAAGAACAUCAGCCGCCUAAGGACUGAGCAUCAAGUCUAUGAACUUCCGGAUUCUCAUCCUCUGCUACAAGGAUUGGAGCAACGAGAGCCUGAUGAUCCUUGCCCAUAUCUACUAGCCAUAUGGACUCCAGGUGAAACCGCACAAUCAAUAGAAGCACCAAUGGCAUUCUGCAGCUCCCAAGAAACUGGUCAGCUAUGUAACAAUGUGACGUGCUUUAAUUGCAAUAGUAUACGAGAAGCGCAGGCUCAAACAGUCAGAGGCACACUUCUGAUACCAUGUCGAACGGCGAUGAGAGGAAGCUUUCCACUCAAUGGGACUUAUUUUCAAGUCAACGAGGUAUUUGCAGAUCAUGAUACUAGCCGAACCCCAGUCGACGUCCCCAGAAAUUGGAUAUGGAACCUUCCAAGGCGAACAGUUUAUUUUGGAACCUCAAUACCGACUAUAUUUAAAGGUCUAACAACUGAAGGUAUACAGCACUGCUUCUGGAGAGGAUUUGUUUGUGUGAGGGGAUUCGACAGAACUACAAGGGCGCCGAGACCUCUUUAUGCAAGGCUUCAUUUUCCAGCAAGCAAAGUACCAAGGACCAAAAGGCCGGCAGCUGCGCCGGCAGCUGCAGCAGCGGCACCAAGAGAAGAGUGGGGCAGAUUUUUCCUGUUACACCAUCAAUUCAAUUCUCAUAGAAGGGAGGAAGUGCAAAAAGAGAAUGAAUGAAUCAGGGUUUUUAAUUUUUAGCUUGUUAUUGUAGGAUUCAGUUGAGGUUUCCUUUGUAUAAUGGCCUCCCCAUUUAGGUCAAUGUAUCAGCUAAAAUCAUCAAUUUGUUUCCAUUGUUCUCUUGAGUAGUAGGAAUGCCGUUCCUGAUUUCUCUCUCCUUCUAAUGACAAGUUUUUAUUCUUCCAUCA